Molecule: messenger RNA, 255 nt
Organism: Protopolystoma xenopodis
Lineage: Eukaryota; Metazoa; Platyhelminthes; Monogenea; Polystomatidea; Polystomatidae
Source: the annotation of a GenBank genome assembly
AUGGAUUCAACUGUGGCCACAGGGGCUGCUGCAAUAAUGGCAAUUAGGGUGCUGGUGGAACAUGAUGUUCCUGAAGAUCGCAUAAUCCUUGCUUCUCUUAUCAUGGCUCCACAAGGCGUCUACUCGGUGGCCUAUACAUAUCCACAGGCACAUAUCGUAACUACCGCUGUUGAUAAUGGCCUCACGGACGACUACCAUAUCGUACCAGGAGUGGGUAACUUUGGUGACCGCUAUUUUGGCACAACGAUCAGCUAA